Molecule: messenger RNA, 276 nt
Organism: Rhinocladiella mackenziei CBS 650.93
Lineage: Eukaryota; Fungi; Ascomycota; Eurotiomycetes; Chaetothyriales; Herpotrichiellaceae
Exons: 2
Coding region: 1-276 (91 amino acids)
Cellular component (GO): mitochondrion
Source: RefSeq, a predicted model, not a curated record
AUGCAUUCCCAUUUGCACACCAAAGACAAUGUUGGGUGCGAAGAAAUCAUGACCGCGCUCGACGAGUGCCACGCUCGUGGAUUCCUCUACAAGGCCAUGGGUGGUUGCAACGACAUCAAGCGAGAAGUGAACAAGUGCCUAUCAGGCGAACGAAGCAAGAAGAGCAGAAGGAAUCGAGAAACGAGCCUAGAACGUCGAGCAAGGAUUGAGGCCGUUUGGGAGCAGAUGGACCGAGGGGACUAUUCAGCUCUGGAACGAUUCACAAACCGAAAAUGA